ACUACAGAAACCUUAUCCGAUUCUUUGCAACCCAGACCUAAAAAAGAAACAUGACCUGCGGAUCAGGCUUCGGCGGCCGCGUCUUCACCUGCGCCUCAGCCUGCGGGCCCCGGCCUGGCCGCUGCUGCAUCUCCGCCGCCCCGUACCGUGGCAUCUCUUGCUACCGCGGCCUCCCCGGCUGCUUCAGCAGCCACAGCGUCUGCGGGGGCUUCCGCGCAGGGUCUUGCGGACGCAGCUUCGGAUACCGCUCAGGCGGCGUGUGUGGGCCCAGCCCCCCCUGCAUCACCACUGUGUCGGUCAAUGAGACCCUCCUCACGCCCCUCAACCUGGAGAUCGACCCCAACGCCCAGUGCGUCAAGCACGAGGAGAAGGAGCAGAUCAAGUGCCUCAACAGCAGGUUUGCUGCCUUCAUUGACAAGGUGCGCUUCCUGGAGCAGCAGAACAAGCUGCUGGAGACCAAGUGGCAGUUCUACCAGAACCGCCAGUGCUGCGAGAGCAACCUGGAGCCGCUGUUUGAGGGCUACGUGGAGACGCUGAGGCGGGAGGCCGAGUGUGUGGAGGCCGACAGUGGGAGGCUGGCGGCGGAGCUCAACCACGUGCAGGAGGUGCUGGAGGGCUACAAGAAGAAGUAUGAGGAAGAAGUUUCCCUGAGAGCAACAGCUGAGAAUGAGUUUGUGGCUCUGAAGAAGGACGUGGACUGUGCCUACCUUCGCAAGUCAGACUUGGAGGCCAACGUGGAGGCCCUGACCCAGGAGAUCGACUUCCUGAGGCGACUGUAUGAGGAGGAGAUCCGCGUUCUCCAUGCCCACAUCUCAGACACCUCGGUGGUUGUCAAGAUGGACAACAGCCGGGACCUGAACAUGGACUGCAUCAUUGCUGAGAUCAAGGCCCAGUAUGAUGACAUUGCCAGCCGUAGCCGGGCCGAGGCCGAGUCCUGGUACCGCAGCAAGUGUGAGGAGAUGAAGGCUACGGUGAUCAGGCACGGGGAGACCCUGCGCCGCACCAAGGAGGAGAUCAACGAGCUGAAUCGCAUGAUCCAGAGGCUGACAGCCGAGGUGGAGAACGCCAAGUGCCAGAAUUCCAAGUUGGAGGCUGCCGUGACCCAGUCUGAGCAGCAGGGUGAGGCGGCCCUCACUGACGCCCGCUGCAAGCUGGCCGAGCUGGAGAGCGCCCUGCAGAAGGCCAAGCAGGACAUGGCCUGCCUGCUCAAGGAGUACCAGGAGGUGAUGAACUCCAAGCUGGGCCUGGACAUCGAGAUCGCCACCUACAGGCGCCUGCUGGAGGGCGAGGAGCAGAGACUGUGCGAAGGCGUUGGGGCUGUGAAUGUCUGUGUCAGCAGCUCCCGGGGCGGGGUCGUGUGCGGAGACCUCUGCGUGUCUGGCUCCCGGCCUGUAACGGGCAGUGUGUGCAGUGCCCCCUGCACCGGUAACCUGGCAGUGAGCACCGGGAUGUGCGCGCCUUGCAAUUCAGUCAGGUCUUGUGGCCUGGGUACCUGCGGAGUGGGCUCCUGUGGCAUCAGUUCCUUAGGCGUGGGCUCCUGCAGCAGCAGCUGCCGGAAAUGUUAA
This is a messenger RNA of Otolemur garnettii (small-eared galago), 1565 nucleotides long. RefSeq names its product keratin, type II cuticular Hb1. The transcript has 9 exons. NCBI's taxonomy places the organism in Eukaryota, Metazoa, Chordata, Mammalia, Primates, Galagidae. The record is from RefSeq and is a predicted model, not a curated record. The coding region runs from base 51 to 1565 and encodes 504 amino acids. Gene Ontology annotation, cellular component: keratin filament. Gene Ontology annotation, biological process: intermediate filament organization; keratinization. Gene Ontology annotation, molecular function: structural constituent of skin epidermis.